This is a messenger RNA of Sipha flava (yellow sugarcane aphid), 1649 nucleotides long. RefSeq lists its product as uncharacterized. The transcript is spliced from 2 exons. The coding region runs from base 449 to 1459 and encodes 336 amino acids. The record is from RefSeq and is a predicted model, not a curated record. Lineage: Eukaryota; Metazoa; Arthropoda; Insecta; Hemiptera; Aphididae.
GCAAAUUACCAAUAUUUUUCUAUGCAAGAUGACAUUUUUAUUAUUUUCAAAAAUCGCCGCUAGAUUACUGUAGUGUCGUUAUCUUAUUCUUAUCGCAUAAUCGCUUAUCUGUAAUCAUGAAUAGUGGCUCAAAUCCAUAAAGUAAUUACUCUAAGCACAGAUCUAGUUUAAUUUCUUAUUCUUUUUUUUGCUAUUAAAAUAAACUUUAUAUUAUUGCGAUGCAAGGUAAACAAAAAAAAAAAAAACUUAUUUAAACAACCCAAGCUUGUGAUGUGUUAUACAAGAAACAAGAAAUCUUUAAACCGCUGUACUAGAAAAUUUACUUUUUUGAGUUGUAUCACAGUUCUUGUGCACCAACGAUAUUAUCUAAGUAGAAUUGGCGAUUAAAUUUGCAAAACCGUAAAUUACCUCUACAGAAUUUAUUAAGCAUACCGUAGACCAUCACGUCAUGAUGAAUCGGAACAAUUAUACUCGUGUUCGAUAUGGUGUUAAAUGUGUUUUAAAAACGUGUAAGAACAAAAUGUCAGAAAAUCGUAGUAUAAGUUAUUUUUCAUUUCCUGUACAAGAUCCAAUCAAAUGUGCAAAAUGGAUUGAGAGCUGUGGUCUAUCAAUUCCACUCGAUGUUGUUUUAAAUAAACAUUACAGGGUUUGUGGUGAACAUUUUGAGAAAAAUAUGUUUUUGAAUGAUCUUCAAAAUAGACUUCAACCACAUGCUAUUCCUGUAUUGAAUACUGAAUUGAAUGAUGGCAAUAAGCAAGUAUGCCCUUCAACUAAAAAUGUACAGGAACAUGAAGUAAAUAAAAAUAAAAAAAAAAUUACAACUACAAAGAAUCCCCCUUGCUCUACCCAAACCCUUGCUGUUAACAAAAACAAAAGAAAAUUAAACAUGUCUGAUUCAAAUAAAAUUGAUAAAUGUCCUUCAUCAUUUGCGAAGCAUGGUAACAAGGGUUAUAAAAAUCGAAGGAAAUUUAUUGCUAUCCCUAAAAAUGUCUUUGAAAAAAUUGCUGACAAAAUUAAAAAUAGUGUUCCCAAUAUUGUAAUUAGUCAGCUUCAUAAUGAUUUUCAUUGCAAUGAUGUUGAAAAGAAAAAUCUUGAUGUUCAAAAGAAUGUUAACAAAACCGAGGUUGGAUCCCAUAAAUCCCAACUACAAAUUGAUACUCCAAUUUCUGAGACUCAGAGGAAAAAAAAACCAGAAACUGUUAUUAAAAAUGCAAUGAGUAUGGAAUCAAGUUGGAAUGUGUUAAGGGAACACAAUUAUUUUAAUAAUCGUGGACAAAAAAACAAACGAUGGUCUUAUGAAAAAUAUGAAUCUUUAUUAUCUUCUGAAAAAAAAAAUGAUGAUGCUUUACCAGAAUGGUAUAAAAUCGAUAGUGACGAUGAAGAUGCAAAUAGUGAUACUGAAAUAAAAUCUCUUGCCCAGUUAUUGAGAUUAGAAUAUGAAAAAGAUUUACCGUUUUAAAAUCAGAAUAUUAAAUAUUUUAAUAUUAUUUUAUUGCCAUAAUUUUCUAUUGAGCCUGCUUUGUCUAUUUGGUGGAACUAUUCUUCCAUCAUCUCAAAAAAGCUACUACCUACAUGAAAUAUUAUGGUUUGUAUAUUAUGGAAUAUAACUAUUAUAAAAGUCAAAAUGGAAAGAACUUAUUGUAAGUUAU